GAUCCAUCAUGGUCGUCACUCCGUAGCAAUGACUCCGUAGCAAUGAGCAUUGACAGCUAAAAUUUGAGCCAGCGACUCAACGCGGAGCCUUGCGGCCCGAUGGAGCGCACCUCUGCUCGUCACGGCGCUGCCGGCACGUUGGAGCCAGGUCAACCCGGCGUAGAUAUACUCUCCUUCAGCGCCCUCAUUAGCAUGAAACGAGACCAACUCUCGAACCACUCAUUCUCGUCCCAAUCGCUGCUGUCUGGAGAGGUCUGCGACUUCUCGACUUUCUAUCAUGGCGUUCGGCUUCCUCGUGCCAGACACCUACGUGGUGGUACAACCAAGCCUCAAUGACUUGUUGAUUGCAAGUAUCAUCUGGGGAUUCACCCUGGCGACGGGCGUCUUUUCGGGCACAAAGGCGUUCAAGCAGACUUGGGCCACAUGGAGACGGUCGCACCGCCUGCAUGCGUACGCGAUAAUGAUCUGGGCUGAGUGGACUGUGUCCAUGGUCAUCGGCGUUCUGUCUUGGACCUUUAUUCGCGGAUUCAUUACGCCAAGCUUUUGGAUUUACUUUACAUUCUUGUGUCUCUGGGUCGUCCAGAUUCAAUGCAUCUGCGGCAUCAUCAUCAACCGAAUCGCUCUCCUCAUGGUGGACAAGCGCAACGCCAACAAGAUUCGAUGGGGCGCGGCUCUUGCCCUGGGCUUGAUCAACAUCAGCGUCUUCAUCGUCUGGAUUCCUGCGCGCCUGCAGAUAUCGCCCAUGUGGGUGCACGUCAACGAAAUCUACGAUCGAAUCGAGAAGGUGCUGUUCUUGGUCAUUGACGCAUGUCUGCACCUGUACUUCAUCUACCUCCUUCGAGUCAAGUUGAUAGCGAACGGGCUUGAGAAGUACGUCCCGUUGUUCAGGUUCAACCUGAUGAUGGUGGCAGUGUCGAUGAGUCUAGAUGUAAUCCUCAUUGGCAGCAUGUCGAUUGGAAAUGGAUUCAUUUAUGUCCAAUUUCACCCGCUGGUGUACAUGCUGAAGCUACACAUCGAGAUGAACAUCUCGGCACUAAUCGUCAAGGUUGUCCGCGCGACAGGCGACAACAGCUCGUAUGCAAAUGGCACAACCGGCACCGAACUGCAGUCGAAACCGAACAACCGAUCCGGGGCUACCGUGCCGUCAAACCACAUGUUCUCCGGAAAUCACGGCACUCAGACGCAGGUUGAAGCUGAGACGGGCGAUGACGCUCCCAAGGGCUUUCCCCGUGGAAUCACAAAAAUGGUGCAGACGCGGAUCACGGUGACGCCGCGGAAUCAUGACGAGGUGGAGGAUAAUGAAGAUGGGAGCUCGCAGUCAUCGACGCGUCGGCUGAAGGACCACUCGGAGCCAUACCGAGGCCAAUUCGUAUGAUUUCGCGGGAUCGAACUUGUAAUUUUCUUGAGUACCGGUACUAGAUUAGACGGCGGGACACGCCCAGCGGCACAUCAGUUUGGUACAUAGUAGAUUGGCCAAACAUAAUGAGACUAAGGCACACUGUUUUGGUUCA
Messenger RNA from Ilyonectria robusta, 1511 nucleotides. RefSeq lists its product as uncharacterized. The transcript is spliced from 5 exons. NCBI's taxonomy places the organism in Eukaryota, Fungi, Ascomycota, Sordariomycetes, Hypocreales, Nectriaceae. The coding region runs from base 278 to 1375 and encodes 365 amino acids. The record is from RefSeq and is a predicted model, not a curated record.